Messenger RNA from Helianthus annuus (common sunflower), 1249 nucleotides. Its product is annotated as gamma-interferon-responsive lysosomal thiol protein-like. The record is from RefSeq and is a predicted model, not a curated record. The transcript is spliced from 5 exons. The coding region runs from base 103 to 927 and encodes 274 amino acids. Gene Ontology annotation, molecular function: oxidoreductase activity, acting on a sulfur group of donors, disulfide as acceptor. NCBI's taxonomy places the organism in Eukaryota, Viridiplantae, Streptophyta, Magnoliopsida, Asterales, Asteraceae.
GGACCCACCUUCUUUUGUUAAUAACUUAUAACUACCACUCACAUUAAACUCUUCCUCAAACCAUUGACAUUGAAGGAAGCUUAACAAAACAAAACUUCAACCAUGGAGGCACGUAUCUUCCUCAUCUUCAUCAUCUGCUUGUACACAACAAUCAAUACUUGUUCAUCAUCAAGUGAUUUUGUGGAGAUCAUUCCAGUGAAAGAAGAAGCCGAGAAGGUUCAAGUGAAGGUCUACUAUGAAUCACUUUGUCCAUACUGUGAGAACUUCAUCGUCAAUUACCUGAUCGAUGUGUUCUCCGAAGGUAUCGAUGCUAUUGCCGAUGUGCAUCUGUUUCCUUACGGCAACGCUAAGGUCAACUCCAACGGCAACAUCACCUGCCAGCAUGGUGAAGAGGAAUGUUUUUUUAACACUGUGGAAGCUUGUGCAAUUAAUACUUGGCCUGAUGUGCAUGAUCACUUCCCUUUCGUCUACUGUGUCGAAAGAUACCUCUACUAUGGCAAGUUCGAUCAAUGGGAAUCAUGCUUUGAGGAACUAAGUUUGGAUCCAAAACCCGUGAAAGAUUGUUACAGUAACGGGUUAGGAUACCAGCUUAACCUACAAUACGCAGACCUGACAAAUUCUCUUGAGCCACCAAAGAAAUAUGUGCCGUGGGUUGUUGUCGAUGGAAAACCACUUUAUGAUGACUACAUUUACAUUAUAACCAACAUAUGUGGAAUGUACAAGGGCCCCAAUUUGCCCAAAGCUUGUUUUAGGUGUCUUCCAAGCCCCCUUGGUGCCCCUCAUGAUAGAGUGAUCCCUCUUCAUCCAGUUACUUAUGCAGAUGACUCAUCAAGUCCUAUAUUGUCAAAGUUAAGAUCAUCCCUUAUGUCCUUCAUGUUCAAGAGAAACAUUGCAGCACAAAAGAAGGUAGCACACAAUGUACUUUAAACAAAAUGCGAAAUACCCUAAUGUAAAUUUGUGUAAUAUGUUUUUAGAAAAUGCUCUUGUAUGUUUGCACAUGGUUUCUCGGACCAGAGUAACGAAGUGCAAACGUUGUUUCUCGACGGGCAAAUAUUGUGUAUGAUGUAAUUUAAGUUUCAAUAGGGGGAUGGGGGUGUAUUGCUAUUUGAAUAUCGAAUGUUGUACUUUAUAUGUAGGGGACAAAAGCAUACUAUGGUGUAUAUUUUAGUUUGUUAGUUACAAUUAUUAUUAUUAUUGGGCAUGUAUUAAAAAGUUAAAUAACUAGUAUAAUCUUUUAUUAUGUUCUUAA